GUGUACGAGUAGAAAGUAGUGCUGGAGCUGAGAAAAGGACGUAAUGUUUGUUUUGAAGAUCACAUGACCUGCAAAUAGUUUGGACCUGUCCAGAGGGGAAUGUCUUACAUGGAAACACUGUCUCAUUUUGAACUGAACUCGGGGGGCGGUAUGGUGCCGGAUUUGGCCCCCCGGCCGCCAGUUGGACGGCCCGGACGUAGCGACAUCGGUGACUCAUUGGCAGUAAUGCAACACACAUCAUUCCAAUUCCGCCUCCUGUGGCAUCUCCGUGGAGACAAAAAGUGAUCAUUAGAGACUUCCAUCACUGGGCAAACACAAACAGCAACAUACAGUCGAGCUCUCGACACGCAGCCUGUGGUUUCUUCCUUUGUUUGACAGUUCUUUGGAAGAUAAGGUGGCUAUUGACACAAUGCUGCGAGGAGAGCAAGAGGAGGAAUAUUUGCGGGACAUCAUUGUGAGCAUUGAACAAGAAGGUGAAUAUGAGGAGGAUCUGGAACACCACAAAGCUGGUGAUGAUCAGGAGCUCUGCAACCAUCUCAUCAAAGCCUGUCGUGAUGGCAUCCCUCAGGUGGUAGAGCGCCUGCUGCAGACUGGGGCUGAUAUGACUCUAUGUGACUCUGCCAAGCAGACAGGACUACACGUCAGCCCCCCGGAGCUCCAGGAGAAAAUACUGGGCUGGAUGUCCAGGCCUCAUUUGCCCCUUCAGACCAGGUUGCUGCAGGCCGCCUGGCAAGGAGACUUGACCACAGUACAGCACCUGCUGGCUCAGGCGGACAAAGUGGACGCCAACGUGCCCAACAGUGAUGGCGUGACUCCACUCAUGCUCGCCAUGCGAGACAUCGACCUGUUUGAAGGCAUGUCUUUGUUGCCAUGGCAACACCGACCCGCGGAAGUGGUCAAAGAACUGCUGAGGCUCUCGGUAGAUUUGUGGGUGCAAGACGACAGCGGCUGGUCUGCCCUCCACUACGCUGCGAACAUCAACAGCCCUCUGAAGGACGAGAUCGCUGGCAUGAUUCUGGAAGCCAUCAGUCUCUCAGAUGCUGGCACCGGGCCGUCCCCGCCUUUGGACCAACAUUUUCACACGGAACUGGGAUGUUUGGACCUUGAGUUGGACCUUGAAAGCCUCACAGAUCAGUCUCCCUCAGGUUCGCCCACUCGGACGCCAACCCAUCAGGACCAGGUUCAACCAUAUAGCCACACCGAGGGGACAUUGGACUAUUACGAAUGUCAACUGGACCAUCAAAACACCUCUAGUCAGGAGGAUAACGAAGAUGAGGGGAGUCCUCACAGUGACCGAAAUGCCAUGGAAACCCUGACAGACCUGAUCCAAGUCUACCAGAACGCCAUGUCAGGCAGCAGAGGAACUUUGCCUUUGCCGAACCUAAGCAACGGUUGCAGACGGCAGAGGCAUUUGGAUCCCGUUCUUCCACCAGGACAGCUGCCUCCGAGAAGCAUCCGCCUUCCUGUACCCCCAAAACACAGGUACACAGCGAGAAAAACGGACGUAAAAUGUUUUGUUGCAGGGUUUUUCUGUAUUCGCAAAGACAGACUACAACCAAUUGUUGAGGCAAACUAAUUUCAGCACAUUUAUUACAAUGUACUUUGUUGAUGAAGAAAAGCCAUAACCCCUUUCCAUUGAACUGUUUUCAUGACAGUGUGGUAAAGAGAGAA
Nerophis lumbriciformis (worm pipefish) is the source of this 1671-nucleotide messenger RNA. RefSeq lists its product as uncharacterized. Lineage: Eukaryota; Metazoa; Chordata; Actinopteri; Syngnathiformes; Syngnathidae. The record is from RefSeq and is a predicted model, not a curated record. Gene Ontology annotation, molecular function: protein binding.